Manis pentadactyla (Chinese pangolin) is the source of this 2721-nucleotide messenger RNA. It is a transcript of the gene FIGLA, whose product is annotated as folliculogenesis specific bHLH transcription factor. Bases 2118 to 2630 code for a protein of 170 amino acids. The record is from RefSeq and is a predicted model, not a curated record. Gene Ontology annotation, biological process: regulation of transcription by RNA polymerase II; developmental process. The transcript is spliced from 5 exons. Gene Ontology annotation, molecular function: DNA-binding transcription factor activity, RNA polymerase II-specific; RNA polymerase II transcription regulatory region sequence-specific DNA binding; protein dimerization activity. Lineage: Eukaryota; Metazoa; Chordata; Mammalia; Pholidota; Manidae.
CCUGUCCUUCCCUUGGAGCAGUGCCAUGUCAGGAACUGAAAAGGAGAUGGGGCCAAGUAGCUGGCUUCUGUGGCUAGGAAAUGGGUUAUAUGUGGAACUGAGCAAAUAAAUACACUGAGGAUAUUAGGAGUGUCUUGCCAAUGGGUUUCAGCCCCGGGCAAGUUUGCUAUGGAUUCAAUGUGACCAAAGAAAAUGACAGCAAAAUGCUCUUGGGGUGAAAGGGUUAUACCCAACUUUAUUCUCACAGUGGCAGGUCAGUCACUAAAAUUCCAUUCACUCAGAGCAAGUCUGUAUGCAGCAGACCGGUCUCUGCCUCUGGGCCCCUCCGUCUGCACAGCCGUCCUCCGGGCCUCUCUGCACAGUCGCCCCGCACAGUCUUCCUCUGGGCCUCUGUUCUCAGCGCUGCCACCACUCCAGCCUCUGCUCUGCUCUGCUCUCCUGCAGCCUUGCAGCCCUGCCACUGUAUUAUACCUAGAGCACUGGGCGGAGCUCUUUUUAUAGAGUCAACAGCCAUGUAUUGCCCACAGGUGUGCAGUGAGCUAGUCAACCAUGGCCCGGUGAGAAUCCUGGCCACAGAAACUCUCAUUUUACCACAAGGAGUCAAGUUUCUCACUGUUGGAGAAGGGAGUUCUAAGUAUGGAAAGGGGUAACUUGAGAGGAAUCUGAGGUGUUGGAUUGGAAUUGGAGGGGAACUCAUGCUUCUUAAAUCCAUUAUAUACCCACAGCUAUGCAUAUAGCUAUAUAAGUGUGUGCACGUGUGUCUGUACAUAUGUGUAUUUCCUGUCUGCAAAAAGGGCUUAGAAGCAAAGACAUUCCAAAAGGAAUGAAGCAUCCAGAUCUUCGUUUCUAAAUCCCAUUUUCCACUAAAAGAGUUGACUGAUUCCAGGGUUGGGGCAGAGAAAAUUCAAGAUGACACUGGAACAUGUGCUUUUUUGGCACAAGUCAGAAAGCACUCAAAGGAUGAUGUGGGAUCAGAACAAAAGGAUAGAGGAGCCGACUUGAAAGGGCUCCCACAUGCCAGAUCUGGGAUAAUCUGAGCACCAAAUAAAUAAUGAUAUGAAUGAAUUACAUCUUAUUGAAUAAAAUAGAAAUCCGUGAACUCAUUCUGAGAUAAAUACAAAAUGAAUAAAUAAAUGUAAAAGGGAAAGCUCUUCCCCUUACUAGGAUGUCAACCAUUUGGCUAGAAGAGUAGUGGUUAAUUUAGGCAGGAGUCAGCAAGGAGGCUAAGGCUAUCGCCUCACAAAAUAUUUGUCAAUUAAAAGGAAAAAUUUGUUAACUUAUGGUAAAGGAACCUGGCAGACAACACCUUGACCCAGUGAUCAAGGUUAACAUCGCCAGCGGUGGGACAGGUCAACAUCAUGUUUCUCCUGAUACGACAAAGUGAGAAAAGCUGAGCACCAUUUCAUGGAGCCUCUGCGGGGAAGGUGCAACCUGGGACUGGGCAAGAAGAAACACUGGACAGACCCAGGGUGAGGGACAACCUUCAGAAUGAAAGACUUCUACUCUUUGAAAUCAUCAAAGUCAUGGAGACAGGGCAAGACUGAAGAAAUGCUUUAGAAAAAGAAAAAUGGGGAUAUUUAUAGAGAGGGUGAUGCAGCAAAUGUAAAAAAAAGUUAACAAGUAGAGAUUCUAAGCAAAGGGGAUAGAGGUCCUCUAUGUUACUGCUCUUUUAAAUUUUAUUUGAAAAUGAAUUUUCAAAAAGUUUUGUGUGUAUCCAUCAAAUUUUUCUGGUAAAUGUAUAUAUGUACAUAAAUAUAUUUGCAUACAUGGGUAUAUACAUAUAUUCUGAAGCUGAGGCUCCAACCCAGAUGGAUCAAAUCAGAAUUUUGGUGAUUGGUACCCAUGUCUGUGGAUUAAAACUAAAACUUCCUAGGUGAUUUCAGUGUGCAGCCAAAUUUGUGAACCAGCGCCUUCCGUAAUUCAGUGUUCACCUGAAUCACCUAUAUGGCGUGUGUUAAACUGAUUCCUGGACGGACUUCCGGAGAUAGGGACCCGGUUCGCGAUACGCCCGGCGGACGCCCCCCACGCUCCUCACGCCCCUCACGCCCCCGCGGGCCCCGUGCGGCCCCAGGUGCGGGCGAUGAAAGGCCCGGCGGCCGGCGGGCCUGCAGGCCGCCAUGAACCCUGCGCCCGCCCUUCUGCGCGGCCCGGAGGCCGAGGUGCUGGAGGACGUGCUGCGGGAGCAGUUCGGGCCGCUGCCUCAGCUGGCCGCCAUCUGCCGCCUCAAGCGGCUGCCCUCGGGCGGCUACUCUUCCACCGAGGACCUCCAGCUGGUGCUGGAGCGGCGGCGCGUGGCCAACGCCAAGGAGCGCGAGCGGAUAAAAAAUCUCAACCGUGGUUUUGCCAAACUGAAGGCACUUGUGCCAUUUCUCCCCCAAAGCAGGAAGCCUAGCAAAGUUGAUAUUCUGAAAGGUGCAACUGAGUACAUACAAGUUCUCAGUGAUGUUUUGGAAGGAGCCAAAGACUCUGAGAAACAAGAUCCAGAUCACCAGAACUAUAGCAGCAAUAUUUCUGAACCACAUAUAUCCUUGGCCAGAGAGCUAUCGAGACACAUCACCCAACAUGCCAGCUGUGCUGUGGGCUUGAAGAAUGAGGAAGAACGGCCCUGGGCAGAUGGUAGCAGUGGAUAGAUUCUCAGAAGUAGAACUCCUGAGCCACAGGUGCCAAGUAUGAAAAGUGACAAGGCUGGCCCAGGGCUACUUUGUAGAGCCAAUAAAUGCA